Messenger RNA from Cinara cedri, 1666 nucleotides. The record is from the annotation of a GenBank genome assembly. NCBI's taxonomy places the organism in Eukaryota, Metazoa, Arthropoda, Insecta, Hemiptera, Aphididae.
AUGAUAACGUUAGGUUGGACAGAUGCAUAAGAAGGAUUCUUCCUCACCUAAAGCAGUCUAUAAUUGAGAAAUUUUUAAGAAAGGGAUUAAUUAAGGUUGAUGAUUGUAAAGCCAAAUCUAGUGAUAGAAUUAAUUCAAGUCAAAUUAUAACAAUAAAGCACUUUAAUUCCGACCAAAUAUUUAAUUACAAACCAAAACCAAAUGCAAAGUUAGCAGGAUUAUUAAAAGAAAAUAUAUUAUAUGAGGAUGAAUAUAUCUUGGCUAUUAACAAACCUGCAGGAGUAACCGUUCAAGGUGGAAAAAUUAACAUUAGCGACCUACUUGAUCAAAUACGCGAGAAAGAAGUAUUUAAAAUUGUACACAGACUCGAUAGAGAUACUAGUGGACUGAUAAUAUUUGGACGCGAUGCUAGAGUUGCAAAGUAUUUAAUGGAAGNAUUUAAAGGACGAAAGAUUAAGAAAACUUAUUUAGCACUUACUUCUGGUAUACCAAGCAAAAAUAAUGGAAUAAUAAACCAUCCAUUAGUGAAGAAGUACAUUGCUGGACAAGAAAAAGUGGUUGUAGACGAAAAUUCUUCUCAAAAUGCUACCACACAUUUUUCAGUUCUAGCAAAACUAAAACAUAAUGUGGCUUAUUUAAAGUUGCAACCCAUUACUGGUAGAACCCACCAGUUACGUGCGCAUCUAUCCCAUAUAAACUGCUCCAUUCUUGGUGAUGGUAAGUAUGGAGGUAAAAAAGCUUUUGUUGAUGGAAUAGAAAAUAAAAUGCACCUUCAUUCAUAUUCUUUAUCUUUAAGAUUGCCAAAUAAUAAGAUUAUAACUAUUGUUGCGCCAAUUUCUGAGCAUAUUGAGCGGUCUAUAAAAACUCUCAGUCCAUAGAACAUUUAAUCAAGCGUCUAUCUUUAUAAAGAUAAUCAUCAUUCUGACUUUACUCAGAGAGAUUUAUAGAUUCUUAAACCAUACAGCCCCACUAUAUAACUAUAUAUUAUCCUCGUUUAAAGUUAUUAUGUGACAAGUAUUACAUGGGUGCGCCAAAACAAUAUAGGAGGUGUGUAGAGUAAUACAAAACAGUAAAGAGAGUAUAGCAAAGCUUGCAGAGCACUAUAAUCUUAAUCCGAAGGCUAUUGUAAAAUGGAAAAAACGCUCAUUUGUUAUAGACGCUGCAAUUGGCCCAAAACAUGGAAAAUCAAAGAUGUCAACUCAAGGGGAAGAAGCAAUAAUUGUCACUUUUCGCAAGCAUAUACUUCUUCCUUUGGACAAUUGCCUUUAUUCUUUGCGGGCCAUAAUUCCUUGUUUAACUCGGUCUAGUUUGCAUCAUUGUUUGCAAAGACACGGCAUUAGCAUACUGUCAGAUGUUGAAGGAGAGAUAAAAGCCAAAAAGAAAUUCAAGCUAUGUCCAAUCGGUUAUUUCCAUAUUGAUAUCGCAGAAGUUAUAACAGAAGAAGGGAAGUUACAGCUAAACUUGCUUAUGUUAAACUGCAUAAUAACGCUAUAAAACCAAUAGCUACUGAGUUUUUGCGUAAUUUAAUCAAAAUUACCCUAUGAGAAUUAAGAACGUCAUAAACACGCUUUUUAGCGCAUAUUUGAUAGAGUUUUCAAAAAUGACAUUGAACAUCGUCUUACUAAAAUCUGACAUCCCUCGACAAGUGGCCAAGUUGAGCGUAUGA